This is a messenger RNA of Corythoichthys intestinalis (scribbled pipefish), 8697 nucleotides long. RefSeq names its product sucrase-isomaltase (gene si). Bases 271 to 5868 code for a protein of 1865 amino acids. Gene Ontology annotation, molecular function: carbohydrate binding; alpha-1,4-glucosidase activity. The record is from RefSeq and is a predicted model, not a curated record. The transcript has 48 exons. NCBI's taxonomy places the organism in Eukaryota, Metazoa, Chordata, Actinopteri, Syngnathiformes, Syngnathidae. Gene Ontology annotation, biological process: carbohydrate metabolic process.
CUAAAGGUAAAAUAUUCCGCAGCAUUCAAAUGUUUCUUUAUUUCUAAAUAUAAGAAAUACAACAUGAGAUACAUUAGCAAAGUCUGAUUUAAGUGAAUCUUGACAUCAGCAGGUAUUAAAGAGCUACUAGCAUUGCAAUGAACGUUUUCUGCAAACUCAUUUGUUGAGUUUUGACUCAUCAGUUUUUAUUUAUGACCAAAUAUAAAAUAUAUUAUAACCUCUUCAAGUCCUGAAUCGUGUGUGUGCUUGAUCGUGUGGGGGUGUGUCUGUAUGGGGAUGCACUUGUUUGCGUGUGUACGCGUCGUAAGCCAUAAUAUAUCAUGUGGAUCAUUUCGUGCUAUCAGGUUUGGGUUCAGGCACUCAAAGGAGAACUUUGCCCUGGACACAACGGAGAGAACCAAGAUGGGGAAAAGGCGGUUCUCAGGGUUGGAGGUGACCUUAAUGGUCCUGUUCGCGUUGAUGUUGAUAAUCGCCCUCGCUCUCAUAGUCCUCUUUGUUACCGGUGAACCUGGGACCAUUAAGGAUGAGACAACAGAAGUAUUUGUUCCACAAUGUCCAAAUAUUCCUGAUGCGGAAAGGGUGGACUGUUUCCCCGAUGCUGGAGCCUCCAAGAAAGGAUGUGAGCAGCGUGGAUGUUGCUGGCAUCCACUUGAUGAGCGAAAUGUACCCUGGUGCUUUUUUCCCAUCAACCAUGGAUACACUGUGGAAUCAAUGGAACAACCAGAUCCUUAUGUAAUAAAGGCACAUCUGAAGAGAAUGACCUCCCCUUCCUUGUUUGGAGCAGAUAUACAGGAACUGUCUUUUCACGCUGAAAUGCAGUCCAGCAAUCGACUUCGUUUUAAGAUAUCUGAUGCCAACUUGCAGAGGUUUGAGGUGCCCCAUGAACAUGUUAAUAACCUCAGUAAAAACCCAACUAGUCCCAUUAGCAAAACAUUGGAGGUCGUACACAAUCCUUUUGGCAUAAUUGUGCGGAGAAAAGAGAACAGAAAAGUCCUGUUUGACACCACUAUGGGACCAUUAGUGUUUGCAGACCAGUUCCUGCAACUGUCUGCGAAACUUCCCUCCAACAAUAUUUAUGGCCUGGGAGAGCACGUUCACAGACACUUCCUCCAUGACACACACUGGAAGACCUGGCCCAUCUUCACGAGAGAUGCUUUUCCUAAUGGGGGAACACACAACCUCUAUGGACACUAUCCCUUCUUCCUCUGUCUAGAAGAUAAAAGUGGAAAGUCAUUUGGAGUUUUCCUAAUGAACAGCAAUGCAAUGGAAGUGACUUUGCAACCUGCACCUGGAGUGACAUACAGAACGAUUGGAGGAAUCCUUGACUUCUAUAUAUUUUUUGGCGAUACACCGGAACAAGUGGUGCAGGAGUUUCUCGAGCUUAUUGGCAGACCAGUUAUUCCGCCCUACUGGUCACUGGGAUUCCAACUUUCUAGGUGGGACUAUGGUAGUUUGAGUGAAGUUAAAAAAACAGUCGAAAGGAAUCGUGCAGUGGAACUCCCAUAUGACAUCCAAUAUACUGACAUUGACUACAUGGAGGAUAAGAAAGACUUCACCUAUGACAAAGUCAAGUUCAAUGAGCUGCCUCAAUUUGCUGACUACCUUCAUGAGAAAGGACAGAAAUACAUCCUCAUUCUGGAUCCGGCCAUUGCCACCAGUAAAAGGGUUGGGGGUGUUCCAUAUGAGUCAUUUGAUCGUGGGACCAAGAAGAACGCCUGGGUCACUAAAUCAGAUGGCAAAACUCCUUUAUUGGGAGAGGUAUGGCCAGGAGAGACUGUAUUUCCAGACUACACCAGCUCAAACUGCAUCGACUGGUGGGUUGAUGAGUAUGAGCGAUUUUCCCAGGAGAUCAAACAUGAUGCCCUCUGGAUAGACAUGAAUGAAGUGGCGAACUUCAAAAAAGGAUCAACUAAGGGCUGUGAUGAUAACAACUUAAACUAUCCUCCCUACACUCCGAAGAUUCUGGAUGAGGUGAUGUAUAGUAAGACUCUGUGUAUGGAUGCCAAGCAGGCCUGGGGAAACCACUAUGAUGUCCACAGUCUCUAUGGCUACUCAAUGGUGUUGGCCACUGAAAAAGCUCUGCAGCGUGUGUUUGGAGGAAACCGUACUCUGAUGCUGACCCGCUCCUCCUUUCCAGGUGUGGGGAAAUAUUCGGGUCAUUGGCUGGGGGACAACGCAGCCAACUGGAACGACAUAAAAUGGGCCAUCCCCGGCAUGCUAGAGUUUGGCCUGUUUGGAAUUCCAUAUAUUGGGGCUGACAUCUGUGGAUUUUUUGAUGACUCAAGUGAAGAAUUAUGCCGUCGCUGGAUGCAAGUGGGAGCUUUCUAUCCCUUCAGCCGCAACCACAAUGCUCAGGGCUAUAAGCCUCAGGAUCCAGCCGCAUAUGGGGGUACUCUGUUGGAGAGCUCCAAACACUACCUGAGUAUUCGUUACACACUGCUGCCGUACCUCUACACACUGUUCUUCAAAGCCAGCACCACAGGGGAGACUGUUGUGCGUCCCCUCAUGCAUGAGUUUUAUUCUGACGAGCAAACCUGGAAGCUGGAUCGCCAGUUUCUCUGGGGGAAACACCUGCUCAUCACACCUGUUCUGGACCCGGGUGUGAUUAUGUUGGAAACCUAUAUCCCGGAUGCUUUGUGGUAUGACUACGAGACGAUGAAACCAUUAUCGGAGCGCAGACAAAAGAUUAAACUGCAUCUACCAGGUGACAAGCUUGGUUUACACAUAAGAGGCGGUGCAGUUCUCCCCACGCAGAAACCAGACGUCACCACCACAUACAGUCGACGCAACCCCAUGGGUUUGAUCAUUGCUCUGGACGACCAAGGCCAGGCUGCAGGGGAGCUGUUCUGGGAUGAUGGAGAUUCCCGAGAGACGUUCAAAAAAGGCAACUACAUCCUCUACAAAUUCACUGUUAUCUAUGGGGUACUGACCAUGCAGGUUAUACAUGCUGGCUACAGAGAUCCAAACAACCUACAUUUUGAGAACAUCACAAUCUUAGGGGUUCCACAACCUCCCUUGUCGGCCUCUGUGACACAUGUUGGAUCAGGAUCGCAUGGAAACUCUACAACCAUGAUUCCAGAAUCCGGGAUACACUAUGAUCGAACCAAAAAGGUUUUGUUCCUGCAACACCUGUCGUUAACUCUGGGGGAGACGUACCUCGUGCGGUGGGAGGAGGUGAAAGAGGAGUACCUGCGCUUUGACUGCCACCCCGAGGAGCAUGCAGAUGAGGCAAAGUGCAAGGCCCGAGGCUGCAUCUGGAAGGAAAGCAACAUUGAACGCGUUCCCUGGUGUUUUUAUCCACAAGACCAUGGAUAUCGUGUGCGACUAAAUGAGCACACUUUGUCUGGCAUUUGGCUUGACAUCACACGGAAUAAAAAUUCCCUGAGUAGCGGCCGCACUGAGUCAUCUGACAUUGACAACCUCCAUGUUCAGAUCACUUACCAUAGCAAUACAAUGCUGCAGUUCAAGAUCUGGGACCCAAACACAGAUCGUUAUGAGGUUCCAGUUCCGCUCUCUAUACCACCUGUUCCUGCAAUUGAUGAAGAGGGGAGACUUUACAAGGUUCUUUAUACAACUAAUCCAUUUGGCAUCCAGGUCAUACGGAAAAGCACAGGAACCAAAAUUUGGGACUCAUCAGCGCCAGGUUUUACUUUCUCAGAUAUGUUCAUUCAAGUAUCGACAUUUUUGUCAUCCAAGUACAUCUACGGCUUUGGUGAGACAGAACAUUUAACAUAUAGACAUGACUUGAACUACCACACCUGGGGUAUGUUCUCCAAAGACCAACCUCCUGGUUACAAGAUGAACUGCUAUGGAGUCCACCCAUUCUAUAUGGGCCUUGAGGAUACUAAUGAUGCUCAUGGUGUAUUGUUGCUUAACAGCAAUGCAAUGGAUGUGACUUUUCAACCUACGCCAGCUUUGACCUACCGGACUGUGGGGGGGAUCUUGGAUUUCUACAUGGUUCUUGGACCUACACCUGAGAUGGUGGUUCAGGAAUACACUGAUCUGAUUGGGAGACCUGUCCUACCUGCUUAUUGGUCGCUUGGAUUUCAGCUCUGUCGCUAUGGUUAUACUAACGACUCGGAAAUAGCCGAUCUAUACAAGCAAAUGAGGGCGGCAGAAAUUCCGUAUGAUGUGCAGUAUGCUGACAUCGAUUACAUGAAUCGGCAGCUUGACUUUGUCCUGGACCCCGAGUUUGAGGGACUACCCACCCUUGUUGAUAACAUGAGAAAAGAGGGCAUGAGAUUCAUCUUCAUUCUGGAUCCAGCUAUUUCAGGCAAUGAGACUCAUUACCCUGCCUUUGAGAGGGGUAAGGCCGCUGAUGUCUUCAUUAAAUGGCCCAAAACACUCAGUGAUGACAUAGUGUGGGGGAAGGUUUGGCCAGAUUUCCCAAAUAUCACAGUAAAUGAAUCUCUGGACUGGGACACUCAAGUAGAGCAAUACAGGGCUUUCACUGCCUUCCCUGACUUCUUCCGUAACGCAACAGCAAAAUGGUGGCAUCAAGAAAUCAUGGAUUUUUAUCAAACUACUAUGAAAUUUGAUGGCCUCUGGAUUGACAUGAAUGAACCCGCCAGUUUUGUACAUGGGACAGUAGGAGGCAAUUGCCUGGGUCACCCUAUGCUUGAGAACCCUCCAUAUAUGCCAGCCUUAGAAUCCAAACAUCUUGGCUUAAAUCAUAAGACGCUGUGCAUGAACAGUGAACAGAUACUCAGUGAUGGAACGGCGGUCAGACACUACGAUGUCCAUAGCAUCUAUGGCUGGUCCCAUACGAAGCCUACAUAUGAAGCUCUGCUGAAUGUCACUGGGAAACGAGGUAUAGUAGUGACCAGGUCCACUUACCCCUCGAGUGGAAAAUGGGCUGGACAUUGGCUGGGUGACAAUAGUGCCAAUUGGGACCAAUUAUAUAAAUCCAUCAUAGGCAUGAUGGAGUUCAGUCUGUUUGGCAUCCCUUAUACUGGGGCAGACAUAUGUGGAUUCUUUGGUAAAGCUCAGUACGAGAUGUGUCUUCGCUGGAUGCAACUGGGUGCCUUCUAUCCAUACUCACGUAACCAUAACGGGAAAGGCAACCGGAGACAAGAUCCUGUGGCCUGGGACUCAAACUUCGCAGAGGCAUCCAAAAAUGUCCUCAACAUUCGUUACACACUCCUGCCAUACCUGUAUACGCUCAUGUAUGAUGCUCAUACCAAAGGAAAUACAGUCGUGAGACCACUACUGCAUGAGUUUGUGAAUGAUAAAACUACUUGGGACAUUUACAAACAGUUUCUCUGGGGACCUGCUCUUCUUAUAAGCCCUGCCCUUGAUCCGGGAGUCACACAAAUAGAAGCCUAUGUUCCUGAUGAUCGCUGGUAUGACUUUCACACGGGAAAAGACAUCAAAGUGCGUGGCGAAAUGAUCUUGAUGCCCGCACCGAUGGACCACAUCAAUCUCCAUGUCAGAGGAGGAUACAUUUUACCUUGGCAAAAACCAGAGAACACAACAUACUACAGCCGAAAGAAUCCUUUGGGACUGAUCGUUGCCCUGAGUGACAAUGGGACUGCUCAAGGGUCAUUCUUCUGGGACGAUGGUGAAGGAAUAGACACAGUUGGAAAAGGACAAUAUCUACUGACCUCAUUUGCCGUAGAAUCGAACACCUUGUCGUGUAAAACGAUUCACAACGGCUUGUUUGCAGCUGACCAUUUGAUUCUUGGCAUAGUACAAGUGUGGGGGGUGGAGAGCACUAUCACAGGAGUAACUCUGACAGAGGUGGAUGGAACAGAACAUGAUCUGACACCUUAUUAUAAUGCUGAUACUCAGGUGCUGGUAAUAGAUACGACUGCAACUUCAGUCCGUGUGGAUCAUGGAUUCACUAUUAGGUGGAGUGCCAGUGUCUGAGUAUGACAUAAUUUUAGGUUAGAGUAGAUUUUGCAUUCCUUUACAAGGGUUUCCUUUUGACCACUUGAGCGAGAAAUAGACAGUAUACAGUAUUUUCCCAGAGACACAAUUUGAACAAAUUAGCAUGAAUCUGAAUCCUAAUUUUAUAUUAUAGUUGUUUUUUUCUUAAAAAGCUCUGCAAUCAAACCUCUUUUAUUGUUGACUUUUUCCCUCAUCUAACUCGUAGUCACAUUCAUCACCAGUCAUUAUAUCUUCUUCAAAAUUCAAAUAAAAAAAAAAAAAAAAAAACAGGAGCAUGGUAUACUUAAGUAUUUUUUGUACUGUUCCACAGGGUAGUUUGAAAUACUCUUGAUUGUCAAAAUGUUUAAGGUUGUUGUUUGUCAUUUGUUGUUUAAAAAAAAAAAAAAAAAAAAAUCUCUACAGAAUGGGUUUAAGGACUGAAAGACAGAAAGAACAAGCGUGGGGAAUAGGAAUAUUGAAACAAUAUUCAAUAAACAGCACUGUAUAUGCUGCAAAAUCAUAAGUACCAUUACAUAGUCACAACUUAUAUUUACCCAGGGCCCUCCCUGUGUGAAAGGGAUAGACUAGCUAACCAAUAGGACAGGAAAGACUACUGUAUGACAGGGCAGGGUGAGUGCGCAAUCCGUACUGUUGAUUUGUGAAUGGAAAUCCAAAAGAGGAGUAACCACCUUUUAGAAUUAGUAUUCUGAUAUCAUAUUAUUCAUUAAGGUAUUUUUAGUCCCUGCUCACAUAAGACAUAACAAUGUAGCAAGUGGCAUUUACUUUAUCAGGCAAAAUGCCAGAAAUUCACAUACUGUACGUGCAAUGUAUAAAGACGCAAUCUGACAUCUGACAUUUUCAGUGAGGACAGGUUUUUAUACUCCCUUGCCUUUUUAAAUGUAUUUGGACUAAAACCAAAGAGACUCAAUAUUUUUUAAUGCCUAAACAAGUUAUAAGUCAUGAACAAGUUAGUGGCCAUAUUUAAAGGCAACAGAACAUGUAAUGUAUUGCAUACUAAAGACAAUACUAGGGUAAGACAGAGGCAUGGAAAAGGAAAUGGAGUAGAGUAAAGGUCUGAUUAAGCAUUCCAAAUGAGAGAACUCAAAUUUGCUGGUGUCCAGUCUUUUUUCAUGAAUUAAUGACCACUUUCCAUUUGAUUAUUUGAUAUGUACGCUCUUUUAUGAUGUGUUUAGCAAUAUCAUAAUGACUGGCUGACUAUUGUUAAUUAAUAUUCCAACGUGUAAGAUCAAUGUAAUUAUAAUUAAUUUUUAAAAAAUGCGUAUGUGAGUUCUUUCUCGAAAUUAUUUUUCUUUUACCAAAGGCCCGAAGACAAUCUGCAUCUGUGCCAAGCAAGUAAGCAGAUGUUCCUGAUAAUGUAAUAACGGGAAGUAAUUAUUUAAUUAAUUUUCCGCACUGCUUAUCCACGGGAAGUAAUGCUUAAUGGAAAAACAUCUCAAGACGUAUGCAUUUGUUAAUUGGAAACACUUUGAUGCCAGAUGCAGUAACUAAUAACAUUCAGCAAAAUGGUGAUGACUACAAAACAUAGAAAUUGUGAAAGCCAUAAAUUUGGGGUGCUGACUAACAGUAUUAUGGAACUUCUGCCCUUCCACAGAAAGUGUAGGUGAAAUAAAUCUUACACGUGAACAGUUCAAAGUUGAGUUCACAUUUUUUUGAAUGAAAAAAUUGAGUUCAGAGUUGUUCCAAAAUGGAACUAGUCCAAAGUUCCCCCAUCAACCCUCACCCCCGUGUUGCUACAAGCUACAUUAUUUGACUUGUUUGCCCAAAAAGAAAUACUAAACUCUUUAACCUUGGUUCAAUGAAGAUGCAAUAGAGUUGGUCAAAGUCCAAGGCUAUUUAACAGCAAGUAAAAAGUCAAAAAGUCACAAAUAAUGUUUACUGACUGUUUCUAUGUAUUUUCAACUUUUAGCUAUUAUGGUGAAAUUGGACUGAACCUGUAGAAAAAGAAAAUAGCUUAUAUUUGCAUGCAUAUGCUUAUUAAAUAAAGAAGAAAGAAAAGGUGGCAACUAGCAGACUGUGGACUCUGCAGGAAAGCCACACAUAUACAUACAUAUUCUGAAAUGUUAUCAAAUAGCUCGACAGCAUGUCCCUAUUUAUACAGUACGUUGACAAAAACAUGCUUUAAAAAUUUUAUUAUAAAUAAAACAUUCUCAUGGAAGGAAUUGCUUGCCAAUUGGCCAGUCCAUCCACGCAUAAAAUAAUUUAAAUAUCAUUGGAAAUUGGGCCAGUGUGAUUGCAUCACUUCCGGCUCAGCAGAGAUACUAAAAUGCCUCUGGUGCCAGAGUAAUUGAAUGCUUCAUAUAAUCUAAUGAGAAUAAAUAUAAUAAGCCUGCAUUGCACUUGUUAUCGCCAGGAAAUCGAGAGCUCUCACCGGACCAUAACAGUAUCUACAGUUUGAUGAUUACAUUAUACUUAUCUACUUAAUUAUAAACUGAAAUACAAUAUGUAAGUAAUGUCAGCUGUAUUGCACCCCUUCUGUCCACUGUAAGAAAAUACUUGACUCAAUGAUUGUUAUCUGAACAACAGAAAAGUGUCACUUUACAGAUAACAUCAAACAAAAUAUGAAUCCCUCUCCAGGACAUUGAGAGGAGUUGCAUUUUCAGUCUGGCCAUAAAACACUUAGAGAUACAAAUAUGGUGCCUCAUGUGGUUACUACAUUGCACCAAAAGAUGACAGACAUCUGCCACUUCAACCUGAGCGUUAUGGUGAGCAUUUUCAUUCAAGGUUUUGUAGUUUAUAGCAUUUGAGAACCGCCCCCAGUCGAGGAUACAAGGGAGCAGAGUAGACUUCAAGCAAGAAAACCUACCAGGA